Molecule: messenger RNA, 962 nt
Organism: Lepisosteus oculatus (spotted gar)
Lineage: Eukaryota; Metazoa; Chordata; Actinopteri; Semionotiformes; Lepisosteidae
Source: RefSeq, a predicted model, not a curated record
GUACUUCCUCUGACCAGAAACCUUGUAUAAUAUGUCAGCAGCAGGAUGCAGAGCAGUAUGGCUUUAACGCGGUUAUAUCAUUUUAAUAUAAAACAUUAUGUCCGUAGAGGAUUGCUUAAGCAACAUACACAAUAUAAACUUCUUGUGAACGGAGCAGCUACCAGAGCGGCCGGCUCUGGCGCAGACGGUAAAUCCCACGGUAAGAAGGAGUCUCUGCGGAAGCCCAAGACUCCAUUAGGCCGCUUCGACAGUACUGAAGAAGCGUCCACUGAGAAAGACUCACUGGAAAAAUUCCCUGAUGACGUAAACCCAGCUACGAAGGAGAGAGGCGGACCGAAGGGGCCGGAGCCCACUCGAUACGGGGACUGGGAGAGAAGGGGGCGGUGCAUUGACUUUUAGUCCAUUCUGGACAUACUUAUCUGUUGUCUGAAAAUAGAAUACUGUAGAUUCAGGUGUCCCAUAAUAAACACUGUAUCCAAAGGACCUAAGCAUAAGAAUCACCUUGCAAAAAAUAGUGGAAAUCGAAAUCUGAUAACAGAUGUCUACCACUAUUUAACAAGCUCCAAGGAUACGACGUUUUUUAAACAAAGGCUUACAUUUCUGAGGGCAACCUUGGUGUUGACUUUCAGUUUUAAUGCUGAUGAAAAAUAGACAUUUUUGUUAUCCUAUUCAAGUAAUGGGUAUGAGGGCACAGUGUUGACGCCACUUUAAACCGCUCCAAAUCCCUGCACCUGUGUGUGUGUGUUCGUAAACUGUAUUACAAAAGGCAAGAACUUAGUUAAAUACAGUACACUUGAAUUUCUAAACCUCCACCACGAUGAUCCCAAUUUCCUCCAUGAAUACAUUUGUAAUUCCAGUGUAAUUUUAAGAAAGGCUUUUGUGAGUAAGAAGCCUUUUAUAGGAUUUGAAACAGACUGAAUGUAACCUUUAUGAAGAUUAAAUUAAAAUGAUUUUGAAUUGAA